AUGGCGCACUCCAAGGUUGUCAUCAUCGGCUCCGGCCCCGCUGCUCACACCGCUGCGAUCUACCUCUCCAGAGCAGAGCUAAAGCCUGUCAUGUACGAGGGUAUGCUUGCCGGUGGCACCGCAGCUGGCGGUCAGCUCACCACCACCACCGAGGUUGAGAACUUCCCCGGUUUCCCAGCCGGUAUCUCUGGCCCAGAGUUGAUGGACAGCAUGCGCCAGCAAUCCGUGCGAUUCGGAACUGAAAUUAUCACCGAGACCAUCUCCAGGGUCGACCUAUCCAGCCGCCCAUUCAAGAUAUGGAAGGAGUACGCCGAUGGCCCCGAGGAUGCCCCAGCUCACACCGCUGAUGCUAUCAUCAUGGCCACCGGCGCAAACGCUAAGCGACUCAACCUCGCUGGAGAGGAGCAGUACUGGCAGAACGGUGUCAGCGCCUGCGCUGUAUGCGACGGUGCUGUCCCAAUCUUCCGCAACAAGCCACUCUACGUCAUUGGUGGUGGUGACUCCGCCGCUGAGGAAGCCAUGUUCUUGACCAAGUACGGCAGCAGCGUCACCGUUCUCGUCCGCAAGGAUCAUCUCAGAGCCUCCAAGACCAUGGCCACCCGUCUUCUCAACCACGCCAAGCUCGAGGUCAAGUUCAACACCGUUGCCACUGAGAUCGUUGGAGAGCCCGGCCCCCGUGGCCUGAUGACCCACUUGAAGAUCAAGAACGUCGUCACUGGUGCUGAGGAGGUUGUUCCUGCCAGCGGACUGUUCUAUGCCGUCGGCCACGAGCCCGCCACCAAAAUAGUGAAGGAUCAGCUCGAGACUGACGACGAGGGAUACAUUGCUACCCGACCCGGCACAAGCUUCACCAGUGUACCCGGUGUGUUCGCCGCCGGUGACGUUCAAGACAAGCGAUACCGACAGGCCAUUACCAGCGCAGGAUCCGGCUGUAUCGCCGCUCUUGAAGCUGAGAAGUACAUCUCCGAGCUUGAGAGCUCUGAGGGAGAGUCUGCCGCCCAGGCCGCCCACGAAGCCGCCAUUAAAGAAGAUACCAACCCCCAGCUUUAA
Messenger RNA from Arthroderma uncinatum, 1050 nucleotides. RefSeq names its product thioredoxin reductase. The transcript has 3 exons. Gene Ontology annotation, biological process: removal of superoxide radicals. NCBI's taxonomy places the organism in Eukaryota, Fungi, Ascomycota, Eurotiomycetes, Onygenales, Arthrodermataceae. The record is from RefSeq and is a predicted model, not a curated record. Gene Ontology annotation, molecular function: thioredoxin-disulfide reductase (NADPH) activity. Gene Ontology annotation, cellular component: cytoplasm. The coding region runs from base 1 to 1050 and encodes 349 amino acids.